AUGACUGUUACUUAUACAGCAGAGGUGGCCACGUGCAGAGGUUUUGGAUGUUUUCUCAAACUACUCUUGAGGUGGCGAGGAAGUAUAUACAAGUUAGUGUGGCCUGACUUGGCUGCAUUCCUUUUUUGUUAUUAUACUCUGAAUUUGACUUAUCGCUUUGUGUUAAAUCAACAGCAAAAAAGAAUAUUUGAAAGCAUAUCGGAAUAUUGCGAAACAUACAGCGACUUGAUACCGUUGUCCUUUGUGCUGGGAUUUUACAUAUCCAUAAUAAUGCAACGUUGGUGGGACCAAUAUUGUUCGAUUCCGUGGCCUGAUCCUAUAGCAGUUUACGUGAGUUCGCAUAUUCACGGACAGGACGAAAGAGGGAGAUUGAUGAGACGAACAAUCAUGCGGUAUGUCUGUCUGGGUCUGACUAUGGUGUUCUCUAAUAUCAGCCCUAGAGUAAAGAAGCGUUUUCCUACACUGGAUCAUUUCGUUGAAGCGGGAUUAUUGUUGGAAAACGAAAAAACGAUAGUAUUGGAUUUAAAUGACAAAUUUCCUAGUCACUCCAAACACUGGUUGCCGGUCGUGUGGGCGGCGAGCAUAGUGACUCGCGCCAGAAAAGAAGGUCGUAUCCGCGAUGAUUUUGCGGUAAAAACGAUUAUUGACGAGUUGAAUAAAUUUCGCGGUCAAUGUGGUUUGUUGCUCAAUUACGAUUCAAUAAGCGUACCACUUGUUUAUACGCAGGUUGUGACUUUGGCCGUAUAUUCAUUUUUCAUUACAACUGUAAUGGGAAGACAAUGGCUAGAUAAACCAGUAGUGCCAUUAGCAAAUCUUAAACACCAGACGGAAUCUAAUCCAGCAAAUUAUAACUAUAUAGAUUUGUAUUUUCCGGUAUUUACUACUUUACAGUUCUUCUUUUACAUGGGAUGGCUAAAAGUGGCCGAAUCGUUAAUAAAUCCAUUUGGAGAGGACGAUGAUGAUUUUGAAGUCAAUUGGAUCAUUGAUCGUAAUGUCCAAGUUUCAUAUCUUAUAGUGGACGAAAUGCAUCACGAACAUCCGGAGUUAAUCAGAGAUCAGUAUUGGGAUCAGGUGUUCCCAACAGAGUUGCCAUAUACCGUAGCUGCCGGAGAACGUGAACGGCAUCCCGAACCAUCGACAGCCAAUAUAGCCGUAUCAGAUGCAGACGCGGAAUAUUCAAUGCCACCCAAGUGCUGUGACGACGGACAAACCAUAGACGACGAUGACGCGAACAGUGGCAUACACUUCGUGGCGACAGGAGGCAGCUACAAGAGAUCAAACAGUCAAUUACGCGGCCGUCCCAUAUCGUCGCACAGUUCCAACGAUCACCAUCACCAUCUUAACAACCAGAGCGUGGCCAGUUCGCUAAACCGCGUCGGUUCGGUCACUUCCAUAUUGAAAAAUCUGUUCAAGCGCACCGGCGGUACCUCCGCCCAGUUGUCUGGCGACGGACUUUUAUCGAGGGUAUCAAGCAGCAACAGAUUGCCAGGCAGUAGCUGGCAGAGUCAAGAUAGCUUACAGAGUAGCAGUAGUAAAUUACUACAGCAACAGUUUGGCAGUGUACGAAUUGCCGAUCAGGUGAUCGAGGAACUAGAUGAACAAAUGACGAUCACAGCGGGGGGUCGGCUAGAGAGGCGUAGCGAGAAACCAAACGUGCGCACCGUAUUUCCACCUCAACCACCAUUGCCGAACGACUCUGCAUCAUCAAAUUUAUCGAAUAUUACUUACACAGAAGUAUUAUCAGCUAACGACGAUUUUGGCUAUCAAGAUAGAAAACAAGAAGAUACAUUGAUGCGCAGUGAUAGUGACAGCAGUAACCACCACACGCCUAGUACAUCUAGUUUGUUGUUUGUUGUCGAACCAGUGGUAGACCAAUCUCCUGCUAUAAACAACGAAGCACCUAACAGUAGGACUUCGUCAGUCACUUAUGAUUAUGAAACAUCUAGACGAACACCCGACCAUCAUGACUAGAAUCGUAUUAACUAUGUUAAUCUUAAUUUUAUUUAGGAUGUACACGCUAUGUUAAACCAAUAAACAGAUAAUUUCAAAAGGUUAGAGUAAAGUAUUUUUAAGAAAUGUAAUAAGAUGUAUAAUACAAUAUUACAAGCUGCCUUAUAUUAUUUGUCAACUAGUUACAAACUAGAUUACUAACAAUAUACUUUAAAAUUUGCUUAAUGAUAAAAACGGUUUUACAACUAAGUAAUAACUGAAAAUGGACAAAUUGUUAUUGUUACCUAACACUUAAAACUAACUGGUUUAUGUACCAUAAUAAGCUCAUAAUCAUUAAAAUGUAAAAAUAUAAUAAUAACCGUUUGCAAUGUAUUUUAAAAUCUAAAGACUUAUACAGUAAGUUAUAUAUUGAAUUUUACAAAUAUAUUUUUCUUUUUCACACUA
Messenger RNA from Rhopalosiphum maidis (corn leaf aphid), 2394 nucleotides. Its product is annotated as bestrophin-4-like. The coding region runs from base 1 to 1971 and encodes 656 amino acids. The record is from RefSeq and is a predicted model, not a curated record. The transcript is spliced from 10 exons. Gene Ontology annotation, molecular function: chloride channel activity. Lineage: Eukaryota; Metazoa; Arthropoda; Insecta; Hemiptera; Aphididae.